AUGUCAGCCUUACGGAUAUUGGUGCCCGUCAAGCGGGUCAUUGACUAUGCGGUCAAGCCCCGCGUCAACAAGGCCCAGACGGGCGUCGAGACGGCCGGCGUCAAGCACAGCAUGAACCCCUUCGACGAACUCUCGGUCGAGGAAAGUGUGCGCAUCCGCGAGAAGAAGCGCGCCCCGGGUGGUGUGGAGGAUAUCUGCGUCAUCAGCGCCGGGCCGACCAAGGCUCAGGAUAUCCUGCGCACUGCUAUGGCUAUGGGCGCCGACCGCGGCAUUCACGUCGAGGUCAAGGAGGGCGAGGACCUUGAGCCGUUGAGCGUGGCUAAGCUGCUCAAGGCCGCUGUUGAGCAGCAGAAGAGCAACUUGGUUUUCUUGGGCAAGCAGAGUAUUGAUGACGAUGCCAACCAGACGGGGCAGAUGCUGGCUGGCUUGCUGGGCUGGCCUCAGGCUACGCAGGCUAGCGAGGUUACGUUUGGGGAGGGGGACACGGUGACGGUUACGAAGGAGGUGGAUGGUGGUGUCGAGACUGUCAAGGCGAAGCUGCCGAUGAUUAUCACGACGGACUUGCGGUUGAAUGAGCCGAGGUAUGCGAGCUUGCCGAAUAUCAUGAAGGCGAAGAAGAAGCCUUUGGAGAAGAAGACGCUGGCGGACUUUGGGAUUACGGGGGAGAAGAGGCUCAAGACGUUGAAGGUUACUGAGCCACCCCCGAGAAAGGGCGGCGGCAAGGUCGAGGAUGUCGAUGGUUUGAUCUCCAAGCUCAAGGAGCUAGGUGCUCUCUAA
Messenger RNA from Podospora anserina S mat+, 777 nucleotides. RefSeq lists its product as uncharacterized. Gene Ontology annotation, molecular function: electron transfer activity. The transcript is spliced from 3 exons. Lineage: Eukaryota; Fungi; Ascomycota; Sordariomycetes; Sordariales; Podosporaceae. Gene Ontology annotation, cellular component: cytosol. The record is from RefSeq and is a predicted model, not a curated record. Bases 1 to 777 code for a protein of 258 amino acids.